GAAAGUUUCGCGGACUUUGCUCUUCUGGUGCCCGAGCUAUCUUUGUGCUCKGUGGACUGAUUCCAGUUCAUUACUCACACUGACUGCACUGUUAAACUUCGUCGUCUGAUUUCCAGUGUGUGACAAACAAGAAGAACCAUGUCUGUAACAAAUGGCCACAGUGUGAGUAAAGAAACAUGGGACUCACACAACAAGAUGUUGCUGGAGCCUCUGGCUGUCAACGACUCAGAGGUGUUUUCCAUCAUAAAAAAGGAGAAGCACAGGCAAACGUACGGUCUGGAGCUGAUAGCGUCUGAAAACUUCGCCAGCAGAGCUGUUCUCGAGGCUCUUGGGUCCUGCAUGAACAAUAAGUACUCUGAGGGGUAUCCUGGCCAGAGGUGAAUCCAGAAACUGGCUACAUUGAUUAUGACCGACUGCAAGAAAACGCUCGACUGUUCCACCCCAAACUCAUCAUCGCAGGAACAAGCUGUUAUUCUCGCAACCUUGACUACGCCCGUCUGAAGCAGAUUGCUGCUGAGAACGGUGCUUACCUGAUGGGGGACAUGGCUCACAUCAGUGGAUUAGUGGCUGCAGGAGUGGUGCCCUCGCCCUUUGACCAUUGUGACAUAGUUUCCACCACAACUCAUAAGACGCUGCGUGGAUGCCGUGCAGGAGUUAUUUUUUAUAGAAAAGGUGUAAGAAGUGUUGAUGCCAAAGGAAAGGAGACUCUGUACAACCUGGAGUCUUUGAUCAACCAGGCUGUGUUUCCAGGGCUGCAGGGAGGACCACACAAUCAUGCUAUUGCAGGUGUUGCUGUGGCUCUUAAACAAGCCAUGACACCUGAGUUUAAGGCCUACCAAUCACAGGUUCUGGAGAACUGCAAAGCUCUGUCCAGUACUCUUAUGGAUCUCGGUUACAAGAUCGUCACAGGCGGUUCUGACAACCAUCUGAUCCUGCUGGAUCUGCGUAAUAAAGGAACUGACGGCGGUCGAGCUGAGAAGGUCCUGGAGGCCUGUGCCAUUGCUUGCAACAAGAACACCUGUCCAGGAGAUAAGAGCGCUCUGCGACCCAGUGGUCUGAGGUUUGGUUCUCCAGCUCUGACCUCCAGAAGCCUGGUGCAGGAAGACUUCAAGAAAGUUGCUCACUUCAUUCACAGAGGUAUUGAGCUGACUCUGGAGGUGCAGAGAAGCCUGGAUCCUAAGGCCCCUCUGAAGGAGUUCCUCCAGGCCUUGGCUCAGGGGGAGAAGUUCCAGCAGCGGGUGGCUGAGAUCAGGGCUGAGGUUGAGGCCUUUGCUGGGCAGUUCCCCAUGCCUGGUCUGCCUGAGCUGUAGAGAGUUCAGACUGUAAACAGCUGGAGGAGAGGACUCUACAGAACAAACACUACUGCUGCUGUGAGCUUUGAGGGUCAAAUCUGUCACUUCUGAUGGACACUUCUGCUGCCUUUUAAAUCAUUCUGUCACUGACACAUUUUAACUUGAUACAGAUUUUAUUUUAUUUUUUUUCAAAUGGAGAGAAAUAUAAUUUCAGAUUGAUGAAGUUUUAUUUGGUAAUGUUACAAAAUGUUGCUGUUUUAAACAGCUUUCCCCUCUGGAGCUUCUUUCUUAAAUGUUACAAUCAAAAUAUUGGCUUUAAUGUUGCAUUCAUUCAUUUCUCUUAAAUUCAAUUCACAAUUCCAAGUUUCCAACUUGUAAAGCAAUAAAUAAACCAGUUUUGUUACAUUCAUUUGAUGUAACAAAAAAAUUAA
Austrofundulus limnaeus is the source of this 1723-nucleotide messenger RNA. It is a transcript of the gene shmt1, whose product is annotated as serine hydroxymethyltransferase 1 (soluble). The record is from RefSeq and is a predicted model, not a curated record. Gene Ontology annotation, molecular function: pyridoxal phosphate binding; glycine hydroxymethyltransferase activity. Gene Ontology annotation, cellular component: cytoplasm; mitochondrion; nucleus. Gene Ontology annotation, biological process: tetrahydrofolate interconversion. NCBI's taxonomy places the organism in Eukaryota, Metazoa, Chordata, Actinopteri, Cyprinodontiformes, Rivulidae.